GACGAAAAUGCGAUGAUUUGUGCAAAAAGUCAUAUACGAAAACCUAACAAACAAUAACAAAACACUAAAGAGGAUGAAACUCGGUCCAGAUACUAACUCGUGGUAGCGGCCUAGGGAAACGAUGAUGAGGUACAACUUAGGAUUUCGUCGACAGAAUUUCGAGAUGGGCUGCCAAAUGGUGGGCAAAUGCGAUGAUUUGUGUUCAAGUCCAUAGAUGAAAACCUAGCGAACAAUAACUAAACACAAAUGUGGUGAUUUGUGCAAAAAACCACAGACGAAAACCUAACGAACAAAACAAAACACAAGGGCGAUGAUUUGUGCAAAAAGCCAUAAACGAAAACCUAGCGAACAAUAACUCAACACCAAGGUUGUAGAAUGGAGAAUGGGGUAAAAGAAGGGCUUUAAACUUUCCCACUUGCACUUGGAGGAGUGUGAGAGUCACUAAUGAAUGGUAACUCACAACCUAGGCUUUUAUAAUUUUUGACAAAUUAAUACUUGGUCCAACCUGCAAAGACACACAUGUCGACUGAAGGAAUUAAUUGACGUUCAAGGAAGAAAAAAAAAAAAAAAUCCCCCACUUCUCCCUCUCUGCGAGUGGGUCGUAUCUUUCGCCCUGUGCGUGCUGGCCGAUAACUGUCACCGCCAUCGUGCGGCUGCGGGGGCGGCCUUCUCCUUCAUGGAGCCUUUAAAGGAGCCAUUCUGGGAUCCUCCUCUGCUCUCGUUACCUUCAAUUGAGCCAAUUGGAAAUCUAUUCCACCAAUCCCUUUUGCUUCGGAGCCCUAGUCUGGUAUGCGAUGGCGGUUGUGCGUUUUUCAGAUGCUGAUGUUGCGGUGGGCCUGAACAGAGGGGAGUUGACGCUGCUUGGCCUCACCUUUGGCCCCUUACCUUCGCCGCACUCCUUGAAGCUAACGGCAGCCCGGGUAUGGAAUUGCAAUGGAGAUUUCUCCAUUGCGCCGAUCGAUUGUGGACUGCUCCAAAUUGUUUUCUCUAAGGCGGAGGAUGUGGCUCGCAUCCAGAGAGGAUCUCCGUGGAUUUUCCACAAGUUUGCUUUGUGUUUGACUCGCUGGGCUUCUCCUACUCAAGUGCUAGCGGAGUCCCUUGCGCGUGCUCCUCUUAGACUGCAACUAUGGGGGCUUCCAUUCGACUGCUGCGCUGAACGGUUGGGAUCCAUGCUGGGGACUGCUCUGGGACCGGCGGAGACAGCAGUUCUCCACCAAUCCGAAUCACCAGCGCGCUCUGUCUCAGAGUUCGUGUGACCCUUGAUCUCACUGCCCCGCUACCAGUUGAGGUAACAGCGGCCCAUGAAGAUGCCGCCAAAGGGGAUUACAAGGCUCAAAUCAAGUAUGAGCGCCUACCCCAAUUUUGUUUUCUCUGCGGUGUUAUUGGCCAUAUUGGUCAGUUCUGCCCUUGGAAAGCAAAACUUGCUGGUUCUCCUCCCCGCUAUGGUGAGCAUACGGUGUCCCGCGAAGUCGGAUCAAAGGUGGAUGAACUUACCUUAAGUCGGAAGAGGAAACAGUUCACCUGGAUAAGAUCGAAGGAGAAGACCUUUGAAGCUGGUGCGUUAGUGGUCGAUCACUGUAUGUAGGGACUCUCCAUUGAUACACUGCUUGGAGACAGAAGCUCCUCUGUCAAUGAUCUUGUUGGCUCGGCCAAAAGAGAUGGUCGAGAAGGGGGCCUGGAGGAAGGGGAAAUCAUUCUGUCUGAUGAACGGCCUCAAAGCGAGCCAGAGCGGCAACUGAUACUCUUGCUGCUAACACAUCAACUGCUGGAAGGGUGGAGGCAACCAGCCCAAACUGGUCCCAGGAGGCCAAAUGAGCAUUCUUGCAUGGAACUGUCGGGGUCUUGGCUCAAACCUGACAGUUCCCACCCUCCGGGAGGUCACUCGGCGUCACUCUCCAUCCCUCCUAUUUCUCAGUGAGACUCGACGUCCGGAUGCCUUUAUGGAGGAGCAAUUUCGUAGCCUUGGCUUCUCUAAAGUUCGUGUUCAUAGCUCUAGUAAUAGUGGAAGGGGUUUGGCAGUUGCUUGGUCUCCCCCAGUGUCAUGUACAGUGUGAUUUCCAUCUGCAUAUUUCCUUUUUCGUAGAAUGUUUGCACCCUUCAUUAAGAAGGUUUGUCAUAGUAUUUGUCCAUUUAAGUUGUGAUGUAGGGGAUCGCCAAGUUCAGUUUAAUGAAAUAGCUAGCUUUGU
Messenger RNA from Linum trigynum, 2186 nucleotides. NCBI's taxonomy places the organism in Eukaryota, Viridiplantae, Streptophyta, Magnoliopsida, Malpighiales, Linaceae. The record is from the annotation of a GenBank genome assembly.